AUGGUUAUGUCCCAGGGCACCUACACGUUCCUAACGUGCUUCGCUGGUUUCUGGCUCAUCUGGGGGCUCAUCGUUUUACUGUGCUGCUUCUGCAGCUUCCUGCGCCGCCGCCUCAAACGGCGCCAGGAGGAGCGACUGCGUGAGCAGAACCUGCGCGCCCUUGAGCUGGAGCCGCUCGAGCUCGAGGGCAGCCUGGCUGGGAGCCCCCCGGGCCUCGCGCCGCCGCCACCACCGCACCGCGGCCGCCUGGAAGCGCCGGCGCACGCGCACCAGCACGUGCACGUGCACCCGUUGCUGCAUCACGGGCCCGCGCAGCCACACGCGCAUCCCCACGCGCACCACCACGCGCUGCCGCACCCGCCGCCGCCGCACCUCUCCGUGCCGCCGCGCCCCUGGAGCUACCCGCGCCAAGCGGAAUCGGACAUGUCCAAGCCACCGUGCUACGAAGAGGCAGUGCUGAUGGCUGAGCCGCCGCCGCCCUACAGCGAGGUGCUCACGGACACGCGCGGCCUCUAUCGCAAGAUCGUCACGCCCUUUCUGAGCCGCCGCGACAGCGCAGAGAAACAGGAGCAGCCGCCACCCAGCUAUAAGCCGCUCUACCUGGACCGAGGCUAUACGUCGGCGCUGCACCUGCCCAGCGCCCCGCGGCCCGCGGCGCCCUGCCCUGCACUCUGUCUGCAGGCGGACCGCGGCCGCCGCGUCUUCCCCAGCUGGACCGACUCGGAGCUCAGCAGCCGCGAGCCGCUGGAGCACGGAGCUUGGCGUCUGCCGGUCUCCAUCCCCUUGUUCGGGAGGACUACAGCCGUAUAG
Pteronotus mesoamericanus is the source of this 810-nucleotide messenger RNA. RefSeq names its product proline rich 7, synaptic (gene PRR7). The coding region runs from base 1 to 810 and encodes 269 amino acids. The record is from RefSeq and is a predicted model, not a curated record. The transcript has 2 exons. NCBI's taxonomy places the organism in Eukaryota, Metazoa, Chordata, Mammalia, Chiroptera, Mormoopidae.